GAAUGCCUUUGCCAAUGCUGCUCGCAGGGUCAGCGGCCAGUCGGCCCCGCAGGCUCGAGCCGAGCCAGAGGCAUUAGCGGGGGGCCGCGAAGCCACGCUGCAAGUUCACCCGCAGCUGGGCGCCGGACUCGAGGUUAGCUUCGUGGCUGGCCGUGGCUACGUUCUUGAGUCCAUCAACCACGAGCCGGGGCAGAAAGGCUUGGAAGUCGGGGACCUCCUUGUGGAGGUCGGCGGGCGCUCCCUGGCGCUGGCCUCCGAGGAUGAAGCCGACGAGGUGCUUUCCGGGGAGCUCCGAGAUGGUGUUCGUUUGCGCCUGCUUCCCGCAUCAGCGAGCGGUUCUGCACCGCAGGAAGCCAACAACAGCCAGAGCGUCGACGAUCCGCCGCAGAAAGAUGUGACGAAAGAGGUCAGUGAAGAUACGAAGCCCGGUCCGCACGAUGCCCUGGCCGGCUUUCUGAGCAGUCUAUUCGGAGGUGCCCAAUCUUCUGGUGCAGCCCCAGUUGGCAGUUCGGAGAUGAACGACCCGGCCCCCCAGCUGCAGGUGGACCACGAGGAGACCGCCGACGACCUUGCAGAACCGUCUCAGAAACACCGGCAGACGUCGAAUUCUGAAGCGGGUGAGGAGAUCCUUGGCAUGCCGCCGCUGGUCCCGAAGCUGCUGGAAUCUGCCGAAGAAAGCUGGCACGAGGCGCCCGGCCGAGAGCCUGAAGUGGCUCACUGGGAGGCAGCACAGGACGAGGAGGCCCGGAAGCCUGAAGCAGAGGAGGAUGUCGAGGAGCUGAUGGCUUUUCACCCCCUGCAUGCCGCGAGCACCGCAGAGCAGCAG
Molecule: messenger RNA, 826 nt
Organism: Symbiodinium necroappetens
Lineage: Eukaryota; Dinophyceae; Suessiales; Symbiodiniaceae
Source: the annotation of a GenBank genome assembly